AUUUGGUAGCCGCUGCAGUAGGAGGAAGGACCGCGGUUCUACCCCUUCUAUCUUUCAGUUUCGUCUCGAAAUUUAUAUCGGUGGUUCCCUCUGGUAGCGAUCAGUAAACUGAGUGUACAGUAACGGUGUUCUAUGAUAACUAACUCGUAGUAUUAUCAACGGACAGUGAUACCAAUCGCCAUUUUAAUCGCACGUUUUCCCUGACAGAAGCGCUAGCACAACAAUGGCUCUGAAAAGAAUUCACAAGGAGUUGAACGACUUGGCACGGGACCCACCAGCCCAGUGUUCUGCAGGACCAGUAGGAGAUGACAUGUUUCACUGGCAAGCCACAAUAAUGGGACCUAAUGACAGUCCUUACCAGAGCGGGGUUUUCUUCUUGACCAUACACUUCCCCACAGACUACCCCUUCAAACCGCCAAAGGUUGCAUUUACCACAAGAAUCUACCACCCAAAUAUCAACAGCAACGGCAGCAUUUGUCUUGACAUUCUGCGAUCACAGUGGUCUCCGGCUCUCACCAUCUCCAAAGUCCUCCUGUCCAUCUGCUCUCUGCUGUGUGACCCAAACCCGGAUGACCCCUUAGUACCCGAGAUCGCCCGCAUCUACAAGACGGACAGGGAAAAGUACAACAAAAUAGCUCGGGAAUGGACACAAAAGUAUGCAAUGUAGUGUUGGGGGUAGAAUCAUGGCCAACCACCUCUACGAAAUAAGGUUAGGGGAGCUUCAGAUGUAAAGAGAAAACAAACAAAAAACCAUUCAAACAAAUGAAAAGUUUAAAACAAGAUCUUGUUGGUUUCCAUUGGAGUGCUUUCUUUGAGCCACGCCUCCCCUUCACCAGAGUACCUGUAAAACUCCCUCUGCCCCCCCCCCCCCCCCCCCCCCCCCUUCUCUCUC
Molecule: messenger RNA, 892 nt
Organism: Plectropomus leopardus (leopard coralgrouper)
Lineage: Eukaryota; Metazoa; Chordata; Actinopteri; Perciformes; Serranidae
Gene: ube2d2
Product: ubiquitin-conjugating enzyme E2D 2 (UBC4/5 homolog, yeast)
Source: RefSeq, a predicted model, not a curated record